AUGUCUUCGCUGAGUAAGUGUUUCUACGAGGCUUCGGCCGGCAAGACCUGUCGUGACCUUUGGCAUCCGGGGUUCGCCAAAUGCAGACAUUAUAUUUUCGAUCUGUGGAAACGUAUUUUACCGGGCAGCUUCAAGCUGUACAUUCCGCUUCUGGUGCUUCCGCCCUUGGUCAAAUCCGAUGGAGUCACUAAAUCCUAUCUGUUGAAUCAUUUUCUUGAAUAUUUAUACAUUUCCGUGGCGACCUACGUCCAGGCAGCACUGUCACUGACAUUUCAAUGUGGCUUCUCGAACCUGUUCGGCUAUCUGAACUACUGGUGCAUCAUGUUCUGGCCCUGUCUACUAGGUGUCGCAAUAGGCCCCAGGCUACCACAGCAGCAUCUUCGACUUCAAGGGAUCACAUUCUUCAACAUGAUGGUGGAAACGAUGAUUCGUAAAAGUCGAGCCAACAUCGUAAAAUACCUUAGAAGCUCGAAGGUAUUCGGGACACUAAGUUUUGCUGUGUUAAGUGCGAUUAUUAUGACACAACUACACUCCGGAAUUGUGAAACAAUUUUGGUUAAUAAAUCCUACAGCACCAACAAGCACUGAAAAAGCCGGUCACUGCAAUCAUAACAACUCGUGUCAACAGUAUCUACUGGACGGAAUGUUGAAGUAUGCUACCGUUGGACUCAUACUCGAAUCUGUCAGGGCACUGAUCAAUAAGUUCACUCUGCUGAUGACAGAUCGAUCGCAAUUUGUCACGGAAUUCGUACAGAUUUGCAGCACUCGACUGGGGUUAUUUUUGGCUUUUUACGUUGGUAUAUACAGAUCGGUGACCUGCCUGAUGACACGUUACCGACCCAAUGAUAACGGACCUUUGCAGUCUACGCUGGCUGGUUUCCUAGCCGGAAGUGCCUACUGGAUUUAUCCGAAGUAUCAAGUUUACACGUUGGCGUUCACCAAGGCAAUUGAGAUUUCCUGGGAGUACUGGAUCAAAACAGGAAAAAGCAUUCCACCGUUGGUGUCUCGUAUCAACCAAUUCUCCCUGGUAUACCUUGCCCAAAUAAUCUCAUUCGGAUACCUUGGUCACAUUUACGCGUUUCAUCCGCAAUUGUCGCCAUCGUUCCAUAUCAAAGCGAUGGGCUUUUGCUCCAAGAACCUAACUCUGAACAUGCGUCGUACUUUGAUCGGCUGGAUCAUAGGGCACGGAUUCUAG
Messenger RNA from Malaya genurostris, 1194 nucleotides. RefSeq lists its product as uncharacterized. The record is from RefSeq and is a predicted model, not a curated record. The coding region runs from base 1 to 1194 and encodes 397 amino acids. Lineage: Eukaryota; Metazoa; Arthropoda; Insecta; Diptera; Culicidae. The transcript has 6 exons.